AUGUUAAUGAUUGAAGAAAUUAAACAAGAAUUAGAAAAGGCAAGAGGGUAUUAUGAGGAAGAGAUGAAGAGGUUGGAGGAGUGGGAGAAGGGAGAAGAUGAUGGGAAUAGGCUGAAGAAGUUGAGGAAUAAGUUGGAUAACAGAGAAGGGGAUGAGAAACAGUUGAACAGGUGGGAAGAGAUGCAUCCAAAAAAUAAAUUGGAAUUGAAAGUUACAGUGAAAGAAGAAUGA
Entrophospora candida is the source of this 231-nucleotide messenger RNA. The record is from the annotation of a GenBank genome assembly. NCBI's taxonomy places the organism in Eukaryota, Fungi, Glomeromycota, Glomeromycetes, Entrophosporales, Entrophosporaceae.